ACUAUAUAUUUGUAUUUGAUGAAUGGAUUAAUGAUUUUAUUUUUAUCGCUUUUUAUUUAGUUUCAGAGACAUCAAGCGCUGAUUAGCCUGGAAGAAUUCAAUGAAGCUGCGACAGCUGUUAACAUCCGCGCUCGACUUGAUGCAGUCGCUAACGAGUGGUUACCAGAUGGAUUGGGCGGCUUGCUCCUGUUUGGUGUGAGUGACAGCGGUGCCAACAUCAAGCGCUGUCUCAUCGAUGCUACGAAAACAGGGUUAUCCAAUGGAUGGGUGCCCUGUUUUGCCCACACCUUGAACCUCACUGCAAAAAGCUCCCUCUCAGUACAGCGUGCCGUAAGGGACACAGUUUCAGUGAUGCGGACACUUGUCAGCAAGGUGUCUAAUUCCCAUCCUGUAAAGAGACACUUCGAGGAGCUCUUGGAGCGCCACUACCCAAACCAACCGCACAUCACUCUAAUGAGGGACUGUGAGACAAGGUGGAACUCAACCUUGCACAUGCUAGAAACGAUCAUGAGACAGAGGGAAGCUGUGGAGGCCCUUGCUAACGACAGGAUAAUGAGGGGAUUCAAUGAUUUUCAACGACCGAUCGCUUACCAACACUGGUCAGAUGUUUUGGACAUUAUCCCGAGCAUCAUCCAUGUCUUGAAGCCAGCAGAGAGCGCAACAAAGCUAGCCUCCCAGCAUGAUAGCACCCUCUCCAGCUAUAUCCCCAUGUCGAAGGGGCUAAGCAAGCAACUGGAUAAUAUGCUGGAGUCAGAGGAGCAUGCGAGGGGGGUAGGCUCCAUGUUAGACGAGAUGGUGGAAAAAUGGAGGGAUAGGAUGGCUUGGGUCCUCAAGCCAACUCCAGGACGAGACAGCGAUUUGGCAGAGGAGACAGUCUACGAGACGUUCCAUGCUGCCACAAUAUUGGAUCCUCGGUACAAGAUGAAGUACCUUUCCAGAGAUGAUGCGGCAAAGGAGAAGGCAAGAAUGGCGGUAGUUAAUAUCGUCAUGCGCUUCAGCCGACGAGAAGCUGAAGAAAAUAUGGACGUCGCAUCUGACCACGAUGAGCCACCUGUUCUUGCCCCCGCCGCCAACGCCCCCGCCGUCAACGCCCCCGCUACCAACGCCCCCGCCGCCAACGCCCCCGUCGCCAACGCCCCCGCCGACAACACUGCCCCUGAUGCUGAGCCCGCCGUUCAUUUAGCAAGACUAGAGAGGGAUGAAUUCCAGCGCGCCAUGGCUUCAGCCAUGGAGUCAGAUGGAAGUGACGACGGCGCACAUGACGCCCCUCGUGAUGUCCGCCAAGAGGGGUCUAACGAGUUGGAGGUGUAUUUGAGGCAGAGUAUCGCCAAAGCCAACGUCGACCCUAUGGAGUACUGGUCACUUCGUCAGGAAGCAUUCCCCUUGCUUGCCCCAGUGGCUGCAGCGUUUUUUGGCCUGUCCUCCCUCGAGCGUAACGUCAGAACGCAUGUUUAG
Molecule: messenger RNA, 1455 nt
Organism: Lytechinus variegatus (green sea urchin)
Lineage: Eukaryota; Metazoa; Echinodermata; Echinoidea; Temnopleuroida; Toxopneustidae
Product: zinc finger BED domain-containing protein 4-like
Exons: 2
Coding region: 352-1455 (367 amino acids)
Source: RefSeq, a predicted model, not a curated record